Trichophyton benhamiae CBS 112371 is the source of this 1557-nucleotide messenger RNA. RefSeq lists its product as uncharacterized. The record is from RefSeq and is a predicted model, not a curated record. Gene Ontology annotation, molecular function: transmembrane transporter activity. The transcript is spliced from 3 exons. NCBI's taxonomy places the organism in Eukaryota, Fungi, Ascomycota, Eurotiomycetes, Onygenales, Arthrodermataceae. The coding region runs from base 1 to 1557 and encodes 518 amino acids. Gene Ontology annotation, cellular component: membrane. Gene Ontology annotation, biological process: transmembrane transport.
AUGGAGGACACGACCACGCCCAACAACGACAUGGAGGGCCGUCCUAAUGAGCAUUCCACGCUUCUUGAUCGCCCCAAGUUAUCCCAAAACUGCCAAAAACAUUGCCACCAAGUCAAUACCAUCGUUAAGCUGUACCUUGUCACUUGCUUGACAAGUAUUGCUUUCCAGUGCCUUGCACCGGCCCAAACAAGGAUCUAUGAGGCCAUUUACUGCUGUCAGUACUAUGCUUCUCGAGAGCUUUCUUGUGAGCAUGCAGCGCUACCUGAAUACCGCUGCAAGCUACCAUCUAUACAACGGGAGCUGUCAAGCUUAAAGGGGUGGCAGGAGUUUUUUGAUAGCAUCCCAUGUAUUCUUCUUACCAUCCCUCUAGGUCUAUGGGCAGAUAACCACGGCAGGAAGAGGCUAUUCGUCCUAACCAUCACAUUGCUGGCAGUACAGCAGAUAUGGAUUACUAUGGUUAGCCUGUUUUCUCGAACACUUCCACUGCAGUUGAUUUGGGCCGGGGCUGCUUUUAAUCUUUUCUCUGGUGGACGAACAGUUGCGGAGAUGUUGGUAUCACAAAGAAAGCGUCUUCGGCAGGUGGCUAACCUAAUCUACAUUCAUUGUUUUAUGGCUGACCAGUGUAUCAUCACUGAUAUCACUCCCCGAGAAGAGCUGUCUACUGUUUUCUUUCGACUCUUUGCUCUUAGCCAGUUGAGCAUAGUGAUCGGGCCAAUUACUGCAGCUGGACUCAUGCAUGCCAAUCCGUGGAUCGCCAUCUUCUGUGGCCUCACUCUCCAAGCCGCCUGCAUUCCACUUGCAGUGACAAUACCAGAGACAUUUAUUCCACACACAGGAUAUAAUGAACAUCACGAAGACCAGAAUACAGAAUCUUCCUCUAAGGGCGUACAGGAGACCUUGCACCACAUCCGAAUACAUGUUCUUCUAGCCUUCCAUGAUUUCAAGGGCUUAUGGGCCGACAAGCAGCUUUUGUUCUUGGUAGGACUCAGCCCAUUUCGCAUGAUGAUGGGUGUCAUUUCCGACUUGAUUCAGCGCUAUGUCUCAAACCGAUAUCACUGGACCCUGGAAAGCUCGACUUUCCUCUACUCUCUCCAGGCGGUAGUGUCAACUCUCUGUUUGUUCCUUUUACUCCCGUAUAUCACGGAAAUUAUGGAGAAGAGUCUCGGACUUAGCGGAAUCGAGAGAGGCGUUGCUGUCUGUCGAGGUUCAUUGAGUGUACUUACUCUCGGCUAUACGAUCCAGGGACUUUCUCCAGUGGUAUCUCUUUUUGUCAUCGGAAUGAUUAUUGAGAGUCUCGGGCUGGGGUUUGGUCCAUCAGUCAGGGCCUUGACUGGCUCAAUAAUAAAUAGAAAGUAUAAUGCGCGGAUAUUCUCUGUUAUCACUAUCAUCGAAACGUUUUCCAGGAUGGUUCUAUAUCCGAUAAUGGCAAUAUUCUUUAACAUAGGCAUAAAUAGAGGUGGGCCAUGGCUGGGCCUGCCUUUUGAUAUCACUGCAGGAGUGGCAAUCCUUACACUUAUACCUUUUUCUAUCAUCAGAUUCGGCUCUGGGAGAGAUUAG